GUCUUUGUCUCAUGCUGCGGCUGGAGCUCCAUGUCUCUUCUUCCCUGGUCUCUGCCCUCUCCUUUUAGAGGCCGAGCCUCUGUGACCCUGUGACCUGCAGGUAUUGGAGAUCCACAGCUAAGACGCCAGGACCCCGUGAAAGCCUAGAAAUGGGACUGUUGACAUUUAGGGAUGUGGCCAUAGAAUUCUCUCUGGAGGAGUGGCAAUGUCUGGACACUGCACAGCAGAAUUUAUAUAGAAAUGUGAUGUUAGAGAACUACAGAAACCUGGCCUUCCUGGGUAUUGCUGCCUCUAAGCCAGACCUGAUCACCUGUCUGGAGAAGGAAAAAGAGCCCUGGAAGAUGAAGCGACAUGCGAUGGUGGAUGAACCCCCAGUUGUAUGUCCUCAUUUUGCUCAAGACCUUUGGCCAGAGCAGGGCAUGGAAGAUUCUUUUCAAAAAGUAAUACUGAGAAGAUAUGAAAAAUGUGGACAUGAGAAUUUACAGUUUAAAAAAGGCUGUAAAUGUGUGGAUGAGUGUAAGGUACACAAAGAAGGAUAUAAUGGACCUACCCAGUAUUUCACAACUACCCAGAGCAAGGUAUUUCAAUGUAGUAAAUAUCUGAAAGUUUUUAAUACAUUUUUAAAUUCAAACAGACAUAAGGUAAGACAUACUGGAAAAAAAUCUUUCAAAUGUAAAAAAUGUGUCAAAUCAUUUUGCAUGAUUUCACACAAAACCCAGCAUAAAAGCAACUAUACACGAAAGAAGUCCUACAAAUGUAAAGAAUGUGGGAAAACCUUUAAUUGGUCCUCAACCCUUCCUAAUAAUAAAAAAAUUCAAACUGAAGAGAUACCCUACAAAUGCGAAGACUUUGGCAAAGCUUUUAAGCAAGUCUCAACACUUCCUACACAUAAAAUAAGUCAUGCUAGAGAGAAACUCUACAAAUGUGAAGACUGUGGCAAAGAUUUUCAUCGAGCCUCAAAUUUUACAACUCAUAGGAUAACUCAUAGUGGAGAGAAACCUUAUAAGUGUGAAGAAUGUGGCAAAGCAUUUAUCUGGUUCUCAACCCUUAUUAAACACAACAGACUUCAUACUAGAGAGAAACUCUACAAAUGUAAAGAAUGUAACAAAGCAUUUAUAUGGUCCUCUACCUUGUCUAGACACAAGAGGAUUCACACUGGAGAGAAACCCUUCAAAUGUGAAGCAUGUGGCAAAGCUUUUAGCCAAUCCUCAACCCUUAAUACACAUAAGAUAAUUCAUACUGGCGAGAAACCCUACAAAUGUGAAGAAUGUGGCAAAGCUUUUAAGCAACUCUCAACCCUUACUACACAUAAAAUUAUUCAUGCUGGAGAGAAACUCUACAAAUGUGAAGAAUGUGGCAAAGCUUUUAACCGAUCCUCAAAUCUUACUACACAUAAGGUAAUUCAUACUGGAGAGAGACCUUACAAAUGUGAAGAAUGUGGCAAAGCAUUUAUCUGGUCCUCAACUCUUACUAAACAUAAAAGAAUUCAUACUAAAGAGAAACCCUACAAAUGUGAAGUAUGUGGCAAAGCAUUUCUAUGGUCCUCAACCCUAACUAGACAUAAGAGGAUGCACACUGGAGAGAAACCCUACAGAUGUGAAGAAUGUGGCAAAGCUUUUAGCCAAUCCUCAACUCUUACUACACAUAAAAUAAUUCAUACUGGAGAAAAACCUUACAAAUGUGAGGAAUGUGGAAAAGCCUUUAACUGGUCCUCAACUCUUACUAAACAUAAGAUAAUUCAUACAGAAGAGAAACCCUACAAAUGUAAAAAAUGUGGCAAAGCCUUUAACCAGUCUUCAAUCCUUACUAACCAUAGGAGAAUUCAUACUGGAGAGAAGCCCUACAAAUGUGAAGAAUGUGGCAAGUCUUUUAACCGGUCUUCAACCUUUACUAAACAUAAGGCUCUGAGGCGGCGGGGACUUAAACCUUAUCCAAUUAGCGAGGCUGCUCUGGGAACCGUCCAAUCAGGCACGGAGAAAGGCUGGCUUCCGGGAUGUGGCGGCGGAUUUGUCUCUCGCUGCAGCCGGAGUUCGGGUUUUGUCUUCGCUGUCCGCUGCUCUUAUAGGUCCAGCCUGUGUGAGACCUGCUGGUACUGGAGAUCCACAGUUAAGACGCCAGGAUCCCCCGGAAGCCUAGAAAUGAUAUGGCAAGGAAGAUUGCCUUCCCAGCUGCUUCUGAAAGCCUACACGUAACUAAGGAUAUCGUGAGCACCAGCUGUAGAAAAUCAGCAGGAUGUACGCGCGAAAACUUGAAUCUUUAUACAUCAGUUUUGUAAGGAAAGACUCCAGAGUGGGGCCAGACCUAAAUAAGGCCUCCAAAAAGGGUGAAUCGGAUCAGAACUGGGGCAGGGAGAAGACCCUAGGUAGAAUUUGUUGUCUAUGCCUCUGGGGUACUUCCAGUUCUGUUUUUCUUAAGCUUACCUAAAAACUUACAUCUCAGAGUUUAUGUAAUUUUAAUGGAUUUUGACACUGCUGUUAAUUUUAUACCAUAUAUUAAUAAGCAUUUUUUUAACAUAAACUCAAAAUUUUAUUGUCUUCAUUAAAAAAAGUUGACACAGAACUG
This is a messenger RNA of Saimiri boliviensis boliviensis (Bolivian squirrel monkey), 2562 nucleotides long. NCBI's taxonomy places the organism in Eukaryota, Metazoa, Chordata, Mammalia, Primates, Cebidae. The record is from RefSeq and is a predicted model, not a curated record.